CAGCCUGUCCAUGGCCAGGAGCUGCCUGCACCCUUCUGUGGCCUCAGGCCCAGCUCAUGGCCCCGUGUGUGAGCCCACUGUUUGUGCUUCCAGUGCCGGACAAACCGGAGCAGCUGUGGCUGGAUCCCGACAGCGGCUCUCUCAGGUGGAACUCGCUGUCCUCCUGCAAAGGGGAGAUCAUCGGAUACCAGCUGAGCAUCACAGCCAGGAACGCAGCGGACAGCAGCGUGCUGGAGACGGAGCGGCUGCGCCUCAAUGGCUCCGUCACUGAGCUGCGGCUGCCGGAGCACAGCCCCGGCAGCAGCUACGCCGUGACCAUCCAGGGACUGACGGCUGCCGGAGCCGGGGCUGCGCUGGCCAAGGAGUUCCACAGCAGCAGCAGCAGCAGCAGCAGCAGCAGCCCCGACAGCCCGCGGCCCCAGGGCAUCAGCUGCCGCAGCGCCCGCGACAUCGCCCCAUGGCGAGGCACGGCCGUGCUCGCCCUGAGCCCCAUCGCCCGCGGCUCCGGGGCAGCCAGGGAGCACCAGCUGCUCGUGGCCCCGACGCACAACAGCUCGGUGAUCGAGGGCAUGUGCUCGGGGCAGCCGCAGCUCCUCAACGCCAGCGUCUACGUGGCCGCUGUUCUCAACCUCAGCGCCUCCACGGACUUCGUGCUGGGCGACGGCAGCCGCGGGCAGGGCGAGCACAACGCUGCGCUCCGCCCGGGCUGCGGCUACACGGCCCUGCUGCGCCUCGCCCGCCGCUCGCCGCAGCUGGGCUGGUGCUGCACGAGUGGGCUGAGCUCUCCCUCCUGUCUCCUCCAACAGGCAGAGAAGUUCACCUGUGUCUGCUACAGCUUCUCCCUUGGGCAGGAGCCGUCAUCUCUGCUGGACAGGAAGCUGGUGGUUAUGGCAGUAGCACUGACUGUUGCAUUCCUGGCACUGGGAAUUGUGCUGGUUUUUGUGGUCUUCAGGCUAAAGCGCAACAGUUCAAAAGCCUCGGAGAGCAACAGCACUAUACCCCUGAGAGGAUGUCGAAAAGUUGUACGCAAGCCAAACACACUGAUCCCAGUGGAGGAACUGCUGGAGGUUCUGAAGAUGUUUAAGAGGGAAGAAAUAGAGGCAGAGCAGGCAGAAGAUGAAUCAGUCAACAGACAUGGUGCUGGGCUUCUUAGAGAAUAUGAGCAAUUGUCCUCCACUUUGUUGCACCCCUGCAAUGCUGGAAAGGAGCUAUGUAAUCAAAACAAGAACCGCUACAAGAGCAUCAUCCCAUAUGAUCACUGCCGUGUGGUGCUGCAGCCCUCUGACACCGGGAAUGACUACAUCAAUGCCAGUUAUGUGGAUACCUACAGAAGUCCUCGCUUCUUCAUUGCAGCUCAAGGCCCCUUGGCUGGGACAGUGGUGGAUUUCUGGCACAUGGUCUGGCAGGAGAAGACCUCAGUCAUUGUGAUGCUGACGGGCUUGGUGGAGCAGAACAAGAUCAAAUGUGAGCAGUAUUGGCCAGAGCAGGAGCAGGUCUACGGUGACUUCACCGUGACACUCAACAAUACCUGGACCACCACGGGCCUUGUCAAACGCAUCUUCUGCCUGCAGAAGGCAGGCUGUGCUCUGCCAAGAGCAGUGGAGCAGUUUCACUACCUGCUGUGGCCGGACCACGGGGUGCCCAGGAACGCGUCGCAGCUGCUGUGCUUGGUGGAGGUGGUGAACAAGAGGCUGCUGGAAGCACCUGCUGGACCCGUGCUGGUGCACUGCAGCGCCGGGAUCGGGCGCACGGGUACCUUCAUCGCCCUGGACUUCCUCUUGAAGAUGGGCAAGGCCGAGGGGAAGGUGGAUGUGUUUCACUGCGUGCAGCAGCUGCGGGAGCAGCGGGUCAGCAUGGUGCAGACCAAGGAGCAGUACAGCUUCCUGUACGAGGCGCUUCUCGAAGGCUUGCUCUGCGGCAACACCGGGGUCCCAGUGGAGAGCAUCACCACCCUCGUGCGCUCCCUUGGAGAAGAUGAGACCACAGGCCACACCAGAGUCCUAGAGAAGGAGUUCAAGGCCCUGCAGAGAUUUUCUGAGUUGUUCCAGCUGCUGCCGUGCAGAGAAGCAGAGAAAGCCAGAAACCAACCCAAGAACCGCAAGCCAGGGAUCCUGCCAGCGGAUUCCUGCCGGCCCAUCCUGAUGUCCUCGGUGAACGCAGACGGCUCUCCAGCUUACAUCAACGCCGUGUUCGCCAGCACGUACACCGAGGAGGAGAGACUCAUCAUCACCCAGCUGCCUUUCCCCACCACGCUGGUGGAUUUCUGGGCUCUGGCCUGGGAUUACAGCUGCACAUCGGUAGUUGUGCUCAAUCAACUCCAGGAGCUGGACAAGACAUACGUGCAGUUCUGGCCCACCCAGGGCGAAGAUGACUACGGCCGUUUCCACGUGCAGCUGAUCUCAGAGGAGCCUGGGGCUGGCUUCACAACCUGGACACUUGUCCUCAGCAACAGGCAGCAGCCCAAGAAAUCUGCAGUGGAAAUCCAGUUACAUCAACUGACAGACUGGCCCAUGCAGCAGCGUCUUCCCCCACACCCUGACACCAUCAUCAGCUUGCUGGGGAAGGUGGAGACACACCAUCGGCAGAGCCAAGAUGGACAUAUCCUUGUCACCUGCUGGGAUGGAGCCAGCCGGAGUGGGAUCUUCUGUGCUGCUGGUUUCCUGUGUGAGCAGAUCCAAAGUGAGGGCAUGGUGGAUGUAUCCCAGGCUGUGAGGAUGCUGAAGAGACGGCGGAGACAGUUCAUUAAAGAUGUGGUAGGUGCUGACUUCAAACCCAGGUGAGAUGGCAAUACUAAAACCAGUGCCAUUUCUGGGAUUGUCCCAGGAGCUGCCCUAGCCCCUCUGUGCUCAGACCAUCCUGAGGCCAUGAGCAGAUGAGAUCUUUGAAAACCCCAUUUUCUGCUGCUGGGAUGUCCCCCCUCCCUUAGUGGCAGUGGCAGUGCUGCAGCACUGAAUGGGCACGACAGCAUCCUGCAUGAUGAGUGGCCCCUUUCUGGUCCGCCUGGUUGCUCAACACUUUGUACUGUGGAGGUUGGCUCUCCUGCCAAAAGCACCUGGUUCCAGUGCUGGUAUAAUCCAGCCAUCCAGCUCCUGGAGCACAUUCCUGGAUUCCUCAGCAGGGGAAGGUGAACUCCAGCUGGGAGGGAGAGGGUGUACUGUACUUGUGUCUGACAUGCUCUG
Messenger RNA from Ficedula albicollis (Collared flycatcher), 3179 nucleotides. RefSeq names its product receptor-type tyrosine-protein phosphatase S-like. Bases 57 to 2780 code for a protein of 907 amino acids. Gene Ontology annotation, molecular function: protein tyrosine phosphatase activity; protein binding. Gene Ontology annotation, biological process: protein dephosphorylation. NCBI's taxonomy places the organism in Eukaryota, Metazoa, Chordata, Aves, Passeriformes, Muscicapidae. The record is from RefSeq and is a predicted model, not a curated record. The transcript is spliced from 22 exons.